GCGAGAGUUUCUCGUUAUAAUUAUGUACAUAUAUACAUAUACACGUUAACUUUUAUAAUAUAGUGUCGUACUUUACUCGUACUCUUGAGAUUCGACUGCAUAUUUUGCUCGUUACGUGCCUAUUACAGUGUGCCUACAGUUCGAUUUGUACCUGUACAUUUGUAACAGUGAGUUCGUGUACAACCUCUAUAGGUACAUCGUUUUCUUUCAUCGUCUCUAAAUCUGUGUGUGUGUGUGUGUGUGUGUGCAUAUAUAGACUUACCUCACACCUGCAGUUUGUAAUACGGUGAUUUGGUUCAGUGCCGAGAGCCACCAAGUAAAAGAGAGAGCUCUCCGGCGCAUGUUUGUAUUCUCGCUCCUCUUUACAAUUUCACAUCAAGUACUUACGUAUAUAAGUAUUUAAGUUAAGUACGCUUCGCGUCGUCAACAACUAAACAGUGCCGGCGAAAAUAAACUCUACACAAGUAUCAAAGUGCGCCUGUAACCAUAAUAUAUAUAUGUGUGUACAUGUGAUUCAGCCAAAUUUUGGCUUUUCUUGCAUAACUUGCGUUACUAAAUACAAUAACCGAUGUCCAGAGGACCAGUGGCAAUUUAAAUAACUAUACCUAUACCUAACACAAGUAUGCGGUGCCUACAGCGUCGCCGCUGACGAGCUCGAAGCUCGACAAGUGCAACCGAGCACUUCCCAGUACCUAUACUUACUUAUUUUAUAUAAUAUCCUCGCGUUGCAGGCAAAUCGAACGAGACUUUAUAUUAUCCCUCGUACCUACAGUCGUUCAUAAAUACUUAUCUAUACGUCUUUGUACGUAACGUCACUUGUGCCUUUGAACAGUGCCAAUAAAAUAAUAAACCAAAGUAUUUUUAAAAAAGAAGUGAGCGAUUCGACAAACUCGUCGCUUGACUGAGCCUAUCUUUGUUUCAUCGUUGUGUCAGAUACAGAUACGGAUACAGUGAAAAGCCACAGUAGAGUCCGCUCUUCAAGAGGCAAUCUACAUCAAAUUUCCUCUGGGACACAACAGUCUCAGAUAACAUGGAUUUUGAAUCAUCUUUGUAUGAUUUCGGAGAAGAGGAACAAGAUUUUUACGAAGAAGCCCCAGGAAUCAGGAAGGGAUAUCCAAUUGAUCAUCGAUCUCUAAAGCAGCAUGCGACCGGGGUCAGCGGCUUACUGGGCUACAGCGGCGGCAUGAUGAUGAUGUCUAAAUUCAUGAAGCAGGAGUUAACUUCAGAUGCCGAGGAGGAAGGCCUCGUGCCAAAUAUUCCCGGACGCUUCAGCGGUGCUUUCGCCAUGCGCAAGGUUCCUUCUCUCUCGGACCUAUCAGACCCGGAGAGCUCACUCGGUACGCCGAUAAAAUUGGUGGUGGCCAAGUGCUGGGACCCCAACCCGAAGGGCUACUUCACGAUCCCGCGGACGGAGCCGGUGCGGCCGAUCGACCCUGGCGCCUGGGUCGCCCACACUGCGGCUAUCCGAGGCGAGGGCUUUCCACCCCGGCCGCCCAGCGCCACGACCAUCACCUCGACGUCCAGCAGCCUGGCCAGUACAUUACCGGACAACGAGUGGCCGUUCGACGAGCUGGAUCUGUCUGUCAACACCGACAUGGCUACGAUUGUGCGAGCGAUGGCCCGGCCGGACUCGGGCCUCGAGAUACGCGACCGCAUGUGGCUCAAGAUCACCAUACCCAACGCCUUCAUCGGCGCGGACGUCGUCGAUUGGCUGCACACGCACGUCAAGGGCUUUAUCGACAGGCGGGACGCGCGCAAGUACGCCUCCCUGAUGCUGAAGGCGGGAUUUAUCAGGCACACGGUCAACAAAAUCACCUUUUCCGAGCAGUGCUACUACAUAUUUGGGGACCUGUGCUCGGCGAUGAGCAACAUGAAGCUUGACUGCGACACUGUCGGCCCACUGCCGCCGCCCAGCGCCUGGGACAUGCCUUACUCGGGGACUUACGCGCCCCACGCGGCCACGGGCUACAGUCCCAUGCCCUUCAACUUUACGAACGAGCCCACGGUCUACGGCUACCACCGCGACGACAGCCUGCACAGCGGCUCAGGUAUCUUGGCUGAUUCUUCCGAUCGCUUGAUCACUUAG
Copidosoma floridanum is the source of this 2086-nucleotide messenger RNA. It is a transcript of the gene pnt, whose product is annotated as ETS transcription factor pointed. Gene Ontology annotation, cellular component: nucleus. NCBI's taxonomy places the organism in Eukaryota, Metazoa, Arthropoda, Insecta, Hymenoptera, Encyrtidae. Gene Ontology annotation, biological process: cell differentiation; regulation of transcription by RNA polymerase II. Gene Ontology annotation, molecular function: sequence-specific DNA binding; DNA-binding transcription factor activity, RNA polymerase II-specific. The record is from RefSeq and is a predicted model, not a curated record.